This is a messenger RNA of Leptopilina heterotoma, 1571 nucleotides long. RefSeq lists its product as uncharacterized. Bases 109 to 1464 code for a protein of 451 amino acids. Gene Ontology annotation, cellular component: extrinsic component of mitochondrial inner membrane. NCBI's taxonomy places the organism in Eukaryota, Metazoa, Arthropoda, Insecta, Hymenoptera, Figitidae. The record is from RefSeq and is a predicted model, not a curated record. The transcript is spliced from 2 exons.
UAACCAUAGAUAUCACUGAUAUCAAUGUUGUUCCGCGAUAGCUGAUAGCUCCAUAACCUAGAAAUUUUAUGAACCUUCCAACAUUCUUAAUAAGUGUUAUAAAAAAAUAUGGAUAAUUUAACUGAAUCAAUGCAAAGACAUCUCUCAAAUUAUUGCGAGACUCUACAUGUGGACAUAACAGAUUUGAUAAAUAAUGAAAAAUCACAUUACUAUCCAAAUAUGUGCCAUAUUUGUCGCUGUUACGGUGAAAAUGUCGAUUUAAAAAGAUGCGGUGCUUGCAAUAUGAUUUCGUACUGCAGUAAAGAACACCAGAAACAAGACUGGCCGAAUCAUAAGCAAUUUUGCAGAGUUUUGUGUCAAAUUAAAAAGGAUUGGAAAGUGGAUAAUCUUUUUCAAUCAUUGAAAGUAAACACUGUGGAAGAAAGAACGGCUGUUUUUAAUCGGCUUUAUAAUAAUGGAGAAGGUGACAUAUUAAUUGAAUGUUUGAAGGUAAAAGCAGCUAAAUUACUGAAGAGAAAGUUAAAUUUAUGGGAAAUGCAUAUGAUCCAGUUUCCAAGAAUUUGUUCAAUUUGUUACGAAAGUAGACAUGAAAUUCUUGUGAAUUGCAAAAAAUGCCCACAAACUACAUUUUGCAAGGAACACUUAAAUAAUCCCCUUCAUGAAGAGGAAUGUCAUAAAUUUAUCAUCAGUACCAUGAUUGUACCGACUUCAGUAUAUACAACUACAACUGCUGUAAAAUUGAGUGCACAAAUAAAAACUGACAAAUUACCGUCCUCAAUUAUUGAAUUUACGAAGACUUACGUAACAAAGAAUUCAGUUGAUUCAUAUUCCGAGGAAACAAGAGAUUUAUGGAAUAUAUCAUUUUCAGACGAAUAUUCCAGACCACUGUCAAUAAUUUUCGCCAUGGAGAAAUUGGACUUUCAUAAUAAUUCAGAAAAUUUAGUGAUUCAUGUUGUAGGCGCCGCUCUGGCAGAGCUACAGUAUAACGACUGGGAAAUAUUAUUGCACUAUUUUAAAUCUGCGCAAAAACUUUCAGUAAUUCUCAUCGGAGACGAAUUUAUGUUUCCUGAAAAUCGUGUCGAAGUACUUUGCGAAACCUGCAAACAAGAAAACAAAGAACUAACAAUUGAAAUGCAUUCUUUAUUGUAUGAUGCAUACUGUGGACAAAUGGAUUUUAAAAAGCCAGAUAUUAUUGCUUGUCUCAAUGCUGGUUUGCAUUAUUAUCCUACAUGGGAAAAAUCUAUUCAAGUGUUUAAUAAAGGACAGUGUCCUUUGGUAGUUACAGCUUAUAGUAAAAAUGAAAGUCUUGAAGACGAAAAAAUGGUCAAAUCUACAUUUCCUUCUGCUAAUUGUGUCUACAGUGGUUGCAACCCAUUUGGAAGUUUAAUUUAUUUUAGACAGAAAAUUGGAUUACCUGUGGGUUGCUCAAAUAAUUUUAUGUCUAUCUACAAACAUCUUGGCUGAGAAAAUAUAUCGAAGUAAUAUUUUAAAUUACACGAACAAAUUAUUAUGAAUAUUUCUAAAAUAAUUAAAGUGUAAGAUUAACAAAUAAAGAAUUUUGAAAUUCUUAA